AGCGGGGCGUGCAGGUGGCUGCAGCGGUGGCGAAGUCCACUUCAGUGGCGGUUGCUGUGCUCGGUACUGGGAUCGCCGCUUGCGGCGCAGGCGCGGUGAACUCCGACCGCCCUGGGCCUCGGCUCCCUGUGGGUUAGUCAUGGCGACCAAGCAGAGGCCCUACCACCUGGUGGUGUUGGGCGCCUCGGGCUUCACCGGCCAGUUCGUGGCCGAGGAGGUGGCCCGGGAGCAGGUGGCUACGGGGCAGAGCCCUCGCCUGCCCUGGGCCGUGGCCGGCCGCUCCGGGGAGAAGCUGAAGCGAGUGCUGGAAAGGGCUGCCCUGAAGCUAGGAAGACCAACACUGUCAUCUGAAGUUGGAAUAAUAAUUUGUGAUGUCACUAAUCCAGCCUCACUUGAUGAAAUGGCUAAACAGUCGUCUGUUGUCCUCAAUUGUGUAGGACCAUAUCGAUUUUACGGAGAACCUGUAGUGAAAGCGUGUGUUGAAAACGGAACGAGCUGUGUGGACAUCUGCGGAGAGCCCCAGUUUCUGGAACUGAUGUAUUGGAAAUAUCACGAGAAAGCUGCAGAAAAGGGGGCUUAUAUCAUUGGAAGCAGCGGCUUUGAUUCCAUUCCGGCAGACCUGGGAGUUAUAUAUACCAAAAACAAGAUGAACGGUACGCUGACGGCUGUGGAAAGUUUCCUGACUGUGCAUUCCGGACCUGAGGGGCUGUGCAUUCACGAUGGCACCUGGAAGUCAGCAGUUUACGGUUUUGGAGAUCAGAGUAAUUUGAAAAAACUACGAAAGGAGUCAAAUCUGAAACCUGUCCCAGUUGUUGGUCCGAAAUUGAAAAGAAGGUGGCCAGUUUCUUACUGCCGAGAACUCAGCAGCUACGCGGUCCCUUUCCUGGGAGCGGAUGUGUCUGUGGUGAAGCGGACGCAGCGCUACUUGCAUGAGGAUCUGGAGCAGUCCCCUGUCCAGUACGCCGCUUAUAUAAACGUGGGAGGCAUCACCUCUGUUAUUAAGCUGAUGUUUGCAGGACUUUUCUUCUUAUUCUUUGUGAAGUUUGGCAUUGGAAGGCAACUUCUCAUUAAAUUCCCAUGGCUCUUCUCCUUUGGUUAUUUUUCAAAACUAGGACCAACACAAAGACAGAUCGACGGCUCAUCGUUUACAUUGAGGUUCUUCGGUCAAGGAUACAGCCAAGGCUUUGGACCCGAGAAGGGCAAACCAAAUAUCAGAAUUUGUACUCAGGUGAAAGGACCAGAGGCUGGCUAUGCGGCGACCUCCAUAGCCAUGGUCCAGGCGGCCGUGACUCUUCUGAACGAUGCCUCCGAUCUUCCUAAGACGGGCGGCGUCUUCACCCCAGGAGCGGCCUUCUUCAGAACCAAGCUGAUUGACAGACUCAACCAACGUGGCAUCGAAUUCAGUGUCAUUAGCAGCUCUGAAGUCUAAACAUUUGAAGAAUUAACUGAAGGCAUAACGCAUAUGAGUUCAUGGCUUUUUUAUUUGAAAUUUGAAAAGUGAUAAGCCUGGCUGACCGUAUGUGCAAAAGAUUCAGAUCCAAAAUUGUACUAAUUAAAAGCAGGAAAUUGUACUAGCUUACCCUAAAUUUCAAAUCUUUGCUGAUAUUGUGAUUUUAUUGCUUGUGAAACAACUAACAUUUGACUUUUUCAUUGAAGAACCCACGGUCAGUGUUUAUAAGUGAGCUGGCGGAUUGGGGGCGGGAGUCUGGAUCUGUUGCUGACAGCCUCCUUGAUGAAGCACGAGGCUGGUGUUCAUGUAAGGCAGGAGCUGCUACUUUCCUGGCCUUGACUUUGAGUGGGAUGUCCUCGUCUAAUGAGUUUCUCUCAUAUUGUUUGGGCUUUUGCCAAAGGAAACCACUUUUUGCUAUUUUAGCCUGGUUUUUCACCCGUCUACACUGAGUUAUUCACUAUUACGUAAGUUGAAUAAUAAAGGGUUGUCAAUUGAACGGU
This is a messenger RNA of Suricata suricatta (meerkat), 1950 nucleotides long. RefSeq names its product saccharopine dehydrogenase (putative) (gene SCCPDH). Lineage: Eukaryota; Metazoa; Chordata; Mammalia; Carnivora; Herpestidae. The record is from RefSeq and is a predicted model, not a curated record. Gene Ontology annotation, biological process: glycolipid biosynthetic process. Bases 140 to 1429 code for a protein of 429 amino acids. Gene Ontology annotation, cellular component: mitochondrion; lipid droplet; plasma membrane. The transcript is spliced from 12 exons.